GCGCUUUUGCGGAAGCCGGCGGCGUCCGGUCCAGCCUCCUCCGGGAGCAAGCAGUUGGCGACCCCGCGCUAACCCGCGCAACUCUUUCCCGAUCCCCGAGUUCUCACACGGUGUCCGGACAGAUCGAAGCCAUGGCCAUUCUUUUUGCUGUUGUUGCCAGAGGAACCACUAUCCUUGCCAAACAUGCUUGGUGUGGAGGCAACUUCCUGGAGGUGACAGAGCAGAUUCUGGCUAAGAUACCUUCUGAAAAUAACAAGCUAACGUACUCACACGGCAAUUAUUUGUUUCAUUACAUCUGCCAAGACAGGAUUGUAUAUCUUUGUAUCACUGAUGAUGAUUUUGAGCGUUCCCGAGCCUUUAAUUUUCUGAAUGAGAUAAAAAAGAGGUUCCAGACUACGUAUGGUUCAAGAGCACAAACAGCACUCCCAUAUGCCAUGAAUAGUGAGUUCUCAAGCGUCUUGGCUGCACAGCUGAAGCAUCACUCCGAGAAUAAAGGCCUAGAUAAAGUGAUGGAGACUCAAGCCCAAGUGGAUGAACUUAAAGGAAUCAUGGUCAGAAACAUAGUCUGUCACCUUCAAAACAACCAGCAGAAAUCUUGCCCGAGCCAUGUGUAUGAAGAAUCUCAAGCUCACAAUCAUCAUCAUCAUCAUAUCAGUCGUAUUCAUCUAUAUUAUUGUGUCACCACUCUGUGGUGGAUUUACAUGGCCAAGCUGUGUGAAGAAAUAAAAAAGUUAUCAUUAACCAAGGAUACGAGAGAACAAGGAGUUAAAAGCAAUCCGUGUGAUUCAAGCCUUUUAAUACUGACAGAUGGUGUCUGCCAGUCUCUUCAACCCUCUUCUUUCUCUCUUUUUUUUUAAUAUUCUUCUAUGCCUCCAGAUUUAUCAUUGUCCUAUCAACCAAUUUAUUCCAGUGCACUUCAGACUGAACCAUUUAUUGCAGCAGUAGCCUUAAAAAGGCAUUUUGUUUCUUUGGUUUGUUAACUAGUGUCAUCUACUUAUAGAUACAUUUUUGUUUAUAACUGCACAAAGCUAUCACCAAGGUAGAAACCACCUGUCUUAUGAGCUGUCUACUGAAAUUAUGGAUGACCUUUGUGCACACAAAAGUUCAAGAGACAGAUAGUAUUGCUAACAUCUUGUCUUAAUGUCUUUUGAUUUUGAAGGGUUUUAAGUGCUUGAAAAUAAAAUACAUGGAAAAUUGUUGUUAUUUGGGGAAUUGUAAUUAAUUGUUGGUAUUUCUAGGAGCCCAAGCAGGUAAAGUAUUAAACAUUUUAUCUCAGUCAGAUGGGGAACGUUUUGCUAGCCUGUUAGAAGCAACAGAAUUAUCCUUGUCUGCCUAUUAUUAACUUUUAGGAAGAAAGUUUUGAUCAUUCACAAACCUCGCAGAGCUUGAUAUCCUCUGUUUCCCCAUUGCAGUUGAUUUGAGAAGACGGUGGUUUAAAUAUUGUUGAAGGUUGUGGUUUUUUACAUAUUCCUUUUUCUUUGGUGGCUAUUUAGGGCAAUUGUAUAGAUAAUAGAAUGGGUAGUGGAGGGAGUGGGGAGACACAUUCCUCUGGCUCACCAAAGAAAAAGAAGAGAACCACAGUGGAAAAGCCCAAACUGAAUAUAGUCAGCAAUCAACUCCAGGGUUUGGGUUUGACUGGUGUUGAAUAGUAGUUUGAGCAUCCUUUGUGGUUAAUAAGUUCUUUAAUCUACCUAGUUUUGAAGAAUUCUUUUGGGAAACUUGAGAGUAGACAGUAUGAUACAUAGAAACAGUACAAGACAUUUUAGCUAACAUCCAUGUAACUGCAGUGUGAAAAAAACUGGAGUGUAAUCAUACUGCUUUGGCUACUCUGGCAUCUGUUAGCUAGUGUGUACUUUUGGUGUGUAUCUGAAAGGACAGCAUUUGCUGCCCUAGAUCUAACUGCAUUUAUUUAUCAAUAAAUGCCAGUAAAUGGAAAUUAUAUUACAUUUGACUAUUUUCCCAAUGAAAGAACAAAUUGGUCUGUAAAACCUAGUCACCUGUUUAGCCUCAUCAUGUGCCUUGAAUAUUUGUGUGUCACAUAAUCUGGCACCUGCUACCUGUUCUUCCAUCUAUACCUUUCAAUUCAUGCUGAUUCAUUUAUUUGACAUAUUUUCAACUCCCUGGAACUCUUUUCCUGGUGAUCAUGUAUAGUGCAAAUGUUUUUUCAGUCCUCUUUAUCAACACUAAUGCCUUUUAAUUACAUCAGCAUUUCCUAUUGGAAAACACAUUUGUUCCAUGAAAACAUUUGGCAUUCCUUAAUAAUAAUUUCCAAAUGUCUUUAAUCCAAAGAAAAAGACUUAAAGCUUAUUUCCCUUUCUUAUACACACCUGAAUAAAAAUGAUGUGCAUGUUUUAGGGAUAAAUUACUUAACCAUCCCUUGAUCUAUUUAUGUAUAAGAAUGCUUUUUAAAGCACAUAUCUUGUUUUAAAUGAUGCACAAACU
Balaenoptera ricei (Rice's whale) is the source of this 2442-nucleotide messenger RNA. It is a transcript of the gene VAMP7, whose product is annotated as vesicle associated membrane protein 7. Gene Ontology annotation, molecular function: SNAP receptor activity; SNARE binding. Gene Ontology annotation, cellular component: SNARE complex; membrane. The transcript is spliced from 7 exons. Gene Ontology annotation, biological process: vesicle fusion; exocytosis. NCBI's taxonomy places the organism in Eukaryota, Metazoa, Chordata, Mammalia, Artiodactyla, Balaenopteridae. The record is from RefSeq and is a predicted model, not a curated record. Bases 132 to 857 code for a protein of 241 amino acids.